AUGAUUCAACAGCCUGAAUUCGGUAACCCCGCCUUGCAAAUUCAGCCAGUUUUUCCAGGUCAGCUGACCCAACAAUUAUCUAUACCGCCAUGGGCGAACCAAGUGUUCCAAAAAUUGACUGAAAUUUCCAACACGCUCAUUGUAAUUUCGCAAAAGACUGAUAAGAUUGAAGGAAUCGAAAAGCGAUUACAGACUAUUGAACUUAAUGUUAAUGCAUUUAAAACACAGUUAUCUGAAAGCAAUGAGAAAAUUAUUGAAAUGGAAAAGUCUAUAAACUUUGUAAACGAAAGCUUCGAAGAAGCCCGUUCAGAUAGAAAGAAAAUGGCGGAUGUUGUCGACAAAAUAAAAACUGAGGUGAGAGAAGUGCGUAAUGGUUUUGAUGAAGUCAACAGCUUACGCGGUGAUUAUAACGAGUUGCAUGACUGUGUGUUAGACCUUCAAACCAGAUCAAUGAGAGACAAUCUUAUUUUUAACGGUAUUGAGGAAAAAGACGAUGAAGAAACAGAAGCGAUUUUACAAACAUUUUUGAAAGAUAAAAUGAAAAUAGAAAGCUCUAUUAACUUUGACCGUGUACACAGACUUGGUAGAAAGAGUACUAAUCCAACAAGACCGCGGCCAAUCGUAGCAAAAUUCGAACGAUAUAAAGAUCGUGAAAACAUCAGAAGAAGCUCAAAAGUGCUCAAGGGAACAAACUUUGGUGUAAGCGAACAAUUCCCUUACGAGAUCGUUCAACGCAGAAAGGAGUUAUGGCCGAAGUACAAAGAAGCGCAGCGUCGUGGACUCCGUGCCUCACUUGUCGUUGAUAAACUUUUUAUUGACGGUAAACGCUGGUUUCCCGAUAGUGCACCCCACGAUAGGCCCAACGAUGCGCAUCCGUACAGUCCUCCGAAUGAAAACCCAAACAAACGUGCACGUAAUUUCUCACCAAGGGAAUAUCGACCAUAG
Gigantopelta aegis is the source of this 945-nucleotide messenger RNA. RefSeq lists its product as uncharacterized. NCBI's taxonomy places the organism in Eukaryota, Metazoa, Mollusca, Gastropoda, Neomphalida, Peltospiridae. Bases 1 to 945 code for a protein of 314 amino acids. The transcript has a single exon. The record is from RefSeq and is a predicted model, not a curated record.